Messenger RNA from Drosophila rhopaloa, 1015 nucleotides. RefSeq names its product NFU1 iron-sulfur cluster scaffold homolog, mitochondrial. The record is from RefSeq and is a predicted model, not a curated record. Gene Ontology annotation, biological process: iron-sulfur cluster assembly. Gene Ontology annotation, molecular function: iron ion binding; iron-sulfur cluster binding. Gene Ontology annotation, cellular component: mitochondrion. NCBI's taxonomy places the organism in Eukaryota, Metazoa, Arthropoda, Insecta, Diptera, Drosophilidae. The coding region runs from base 63 to 914 and encodes 283 amino acids. The transcript has 3 exons.
AGACUGCCCGGUGACAGCUGAUUUUUCGUUAGUUUUCAUUAUCAAACGCAAAACCAAACAGGAUGUCGAAAUUCCUGUCCCAAACGGCUCUAAAUACGGUUCGUAACACGCGCUUGGGUUCGCGGCAGUUGGUUCGCAAUUUUGCGGGCAUCGUCUCCACGCGUAACAACACGGAACCGGCGCAACUGAAAGCAACAUUUGGCCAUGGUCAAGGACGUGGUCUCCUGCAGAUGCAGCUACCGCUGGCGGGCAGAAGGAGCAUGUUCAUCCAGACCCAGGACACCCCCAAUCCGGACAGCCUGAAGUUCCUGCCCGGCGUAGAGGUCCUGGGAAAGGGCAACACCUACGACUUCCCCAACGGAACCACCGCCCACAACAGUCCUUUGGCAAAAUUGCUGUUCCGCGUGGAGGGAGUUCGAGGAGUGUUCUUUGGCGCCGACUUUGUCACCAUUUCGAAACAGGAGGGCGCCGAGUGGAGUCUGAUAAAGCCCGAGGUUUUUGCCGUCAUCAUGGACUUCUUUGCCAGCGGCUUGCCCGUCCUACAUGACGCCCAGCCCAAUGCGGACACCGAGAUCCUCGAGGACGAUGACGAGACGGUGAUGAUGAUCAAGGAGCUGCUCGACACGCGCAUCCGGCCUACUGUCCAGGAGGAUGGUGGCGACAUCGUAUUCAUGGGCUACGAGGCCGGCGUUGUCAAGCUAAAGAUGCAGGGCUCCUGUUCCUCAUGUCCCAGCUCCAUUGUGACGCUGAAGAACGGCGUGCAGAACAUGCUGCAGUUCUACAUCCCGGAGGUGGAGUCCGUGGAGCAGGUCUUCGACGAUGCGGACAGGAUGAUCGACAGCGAGUUUGAGCGUUUCGAGAAGAACCUCAAGACGCUCAAGCAGCAGGAGCCGACGGGCGGUGGCCCUAAUUAGUGUGAUGUUCUUUUCUCCUGUUUGCGUUGCUAAUUCUCUAGUGAAACCAAUAGUUGUAUAUGUAGUUGAUUGUGUUAUUAAAUCUACGGCUUUAAGCUUAA